Messenger RNA from Emiliania huxleyi CCMP1516, 357 nucleotides. RefSeq lists its product as hypothetical. The record is from RefSeq and is a predicted model, not a curated record. Gene Ontology annotation, biological process: peptidyl-glutamine methylation; tRNA methylation; rRNA (guanine-N7)-methylation. Gene Ontology annotation, molecular function: protein heterodimerization activity. The annotation marks the transcript as partial. NCBI's taxonomy places the organism in Eukaryota, Haptophyta, Isochrysidales, Noelaerhabdaceae. The transcript is spliced from 3 exons.
CAGCUGCUCACGCACAACAUGCUGAUGGCGCCCGGCACCAAGAACGGGUUCCCGCUCGCCAUCGAGGUGGAGAAGAUGGAGACGGUCGAGUCGGAGUUCCGCUCCGAGUUCACCGCACGGAUGGUGCAAAAGCCCGUCACGCAGGUGGAGUACGGCGCGCUGCUGCAGACGCUGGCGGGGCUGGGGAUGGACGGCACGCUGCCGCCAGCGGUGCCCGACUCGUACGAGAGCAACGAGGAGUUUCUGCGCGCGCUGCACCACGUGCUCAUGGAGGCGCGUCGCGUGAUCGACGGUACGCUCGUCUGCCCAGAGACAGGGAAGCGCUUCCCGAUUAAGGACGGCAUACCGUCCAUGUUG